This is a messenger RNA of Drosophila eugracilis, 565 nucleotides long. Its product is annotated as FUN14 domain-containing protein 2. NCBI's taxonomy places the organism in Eukaryota, Metazoa, Arthropoda, Insecta, Diptera, Drosophilidae. Gene Ontology annotation, cellular component: mitochondrial outer membrane. The transcript has 2 exons. Bases 42 to 506 code for a protein of 154 amino acids. Gene Ontology annotation, biological process: autophagy of mitochondrion. The record is from RefSeq and is a predicted model, not a curated record.
CAAGGCAGCAGUUGUGGCAUGCUGUGAGCUAGCUUUCUCAAAUGGUCACCCAAAUUAAAUGUAAAGCAGCAGCGACUAGCACGGCACGCCGAAGCGAGGCAGUUGAAAUGAGUGACUUACCAGUGGUGAAGAGCACUAUGAAUACCCUUAGCCAGAGAUCGCCCUAUAGUCAGAUCGGGAUGGGGGCCGCCGCCGGCUUCCUCACCGGCUUUGUGCUCCUCAAGGCGAGUAAGAUGGUGGCCGUGGCCGCAGGAGGGACGAUCCUGGUGACCGAGCUGGCGUUGCAGGCAGGCUUCGUCCGACUGGAUAUUCUCAAGAUAGUGUUGCAGCCGGAGGAGGAUCGGACUCGGGGCCAAUUGCAAGUCACCAGUGGAGCGCAUUUGGAGAGGACCAAUCUCUCCCGCGUUCAGGAACUGGGGGAUAAGGCCAGGAAGGCGUGCGCCGCUAGCGGCCGCCUCUGUGUGGCCUUUUUGGGCGGCUUUCUGCUUGGUUUUGGCUGGGCUUAACUAAUGCAAAUUACCAAAGCUACAGAGCUACAUGUAAUAUAUUUAAAUUGCGAACCAAA